GCUUGUCAAAACGGGAACUCUCAACACUUAGAGCACCUGCUUUUUUAUGGUGCAGACUCCUCAUCCCAGAAUGCCUCAGGAAACACUGCCCUGCACAUAUGUGCUUUAUAUAACAAGGAGAGCUGUGCCCGCAUUCUGCUGUAUCGAGGAGCCAAUAAGGACACAAAGAAUAACAGUGGGCAGACCCCCUUCCAGGUGGCUGUGAUGUCUGGCCAUUUUGAGCUGGGAGAAAUCAUUAAAAACCAUCGUGAAUCAGACGUAGUUCCCUUUUUGGAGUCUCCAAAGUAUGCCCCCCAGAGGAGGGAGAGUUCUCGUACUCUUGGAUUGCCCCAUCCUCAUCCCUUCCUGCGGGCCAACAGUGACAAUAGUAUGAACGUGCCAGACUGGAUCGCUUUUCCCAAUGCUGCUGGAUCAAACCUAGUCUCUGUGCAGGGUCUAAAGCAUGGCGGCACCUUGCGUAGCUCCAGUAGCCCCCGUGGAGCACGAACUCGUUCCCCGUCCCGUGGGCGAACAACAGGUGACCGAGACGAUCGGAGCCGGCAAACACGGGGAAGACAAGGGGCCGGCUCUGUCAGUAGUCAGGGCACAGCUAGCGGGCAGCGGCGGCGUCUCUACAGUGCCGUGCCUGGCCGUGUGUUUGUGGCCACCCGCUCACACUCAGCCCAGGGGGACCGCGAGAUCAGCUUCAACAAGGGAGACAAAGUCAAAGGUGAAUGGGUGUGUGUGUGUGUGUGUGGACGUGCGUUGCGUGAGAGUGUGUGUCUGGGUAUGUCAGCAAGAGCGCCAUUAAAUGUUUGUUUGUUUCUGUAUGUUUUUCACAGGUGUGGAUAAACGUUGUCUGUGUAU
Messenger RNA from Puntigrus tetrazona (Sumatra barb), 846 nucleotides. RefSeq names its product SH3 and multiple ankyrin repeat domains protein 1-like. Lineage: Eukaryota; Metazoa; Chordata; Actinopteri; Cypriniformes; Cyprinidae. Gene Ontology annotation, cellular component: dendritic spine; postsynaptic membrane; postsynaptic density. The annotation marks the transcript as partial. Gene Ontology annotation, molecular function: synaptic receptor adaptor activity; ionotropic glutamate receptor binding. The record is from RefSeq and is a predicted model, not a curated record. The transcript has 6 exons.